Messenger RNA from Cryptotermes secundus, 736 nucleotides. RefSeq lists its product as uncharacterized. The transcript has 4 exons. Bases 231 to 638 code for a protein of 135 amino acids. NCBI's taxonomy places the organism in Eukaryota, Metazoa, Arthropoda, Insecta, Blattodea, Kalotermitidae. The record is from RefSeq and is a predicted model, not a curated record.
CAAUUUUUCACACUUACGUAUUUGAAUCGCGAUUAUCUGGAAGAGAGGAUUAUUAUGACCUACGUCACGUAGGUCUGUGAUAGUUAACUUCCCAUUUUUAUACACGGACAGAAAUGAAAUUGUGAGAGAGAUUUUUUGUGAUAACUCAGAUCACUUUAAUGUCUGGACUGGUCUAGUAAAGUUGUAUCCUGGACUUUUGGAACGUGUUUCCAUAUUUUAAACCAAGGAAGAUGAAGUACCUGGUGGUGUGUUUGUUGCUUGCAGCUGGGCCCUGCUUGGCCAAGAGCGAGUAUGGCAGUUUCUACAACAAUUUGGCGGACGAGCUGAAGGCGCCGUUCCUCAGAUAUCAGCUGGCUGUGGGCGUCAUUCAGCACAGCGCUGAAUCCAAGAUCAAACCAUACCCUUACGCAGACCAUCUUCUGACGCCAGAGGGUCUAGGGGUACCUGACAGAAUAUUUUCCAACUUGGAGGCACUGAACACACCAAGUGGAUUCAGCACUCACCUCUACAGACUGGCCACACAGAAAUUCGGAAUGAAUAUUUUCCAAGUUGUUCAUAUGAUCCAAUAUAAUUAUCCCUGCCAAGAGACCUACUCAGGAUGCUGGGACCUCGGGGAUGUUGGUAGCAAUUGCUGUUGACACGACGCCGUUACAGUGUGUCUCCAGCCUUCAUGUACCCACGUGGAAAUUUAUGUUGUGUGCCAUGCCUAACUUGUAUGAAUAAACUACCAAGACGA